GAUCGACUCCAUUCUUCUAACAAAAUCUCCCCAAUAUUUAACCCUCUUCCUCUCAUUGACGAUCCAAUCGAGCCGGGAUCUUAGCCCUCCUCUGCCCCCUGGCGCCAAGAACAAGGCCUGUCAAAAACCAUCCAUUUCACAGUUUCACCUCCAAACACUGAUGAAACACCAGACAUGGCAAGCAUGCUAUAAGAGGCACGCCUCCCCUUCAAAUGCAGGUCUCCCUCCGUCCUCCCUUGAGCUGGUUGCUGCUGCACCCGAGACGAAGCGACAGCAAACGCGGCCUCGUGCUCGACGACGACGACGCCGCCCGGCCGUUUGCAUAUAGAGCCGCCGCGCUCCCGGCGUCCACGCCACCGCCACCGCCGCCGCGCGCCCGAGCCUCGCCGUCCAUGCGCGCGCGCGCCCCUGCGUCUCCGCGGCGUCCCUACUAGCUGAUGGCACUUUCCUCCCCCGCGCGGCGCCGCCGGCUGCCCCUCCUCCUGCUGGCUCUGCUCCUCGCCGCGCUCUCCUCGCCCUGCGCCCGCGCGGCCUCGGAGCGGCGCCGCGCGCUUCUGGUGGCACCGCCACCAGCCGUUGCCCCCGGGCGCGCGUGGCAGGAGUUCCGCGUGGCGCCGCCUACGGCGCGGCCGAUCGGGGAAUGGCAGCGGAGGGUGCGCCGAGGCCGCGGCGGGGGCACCGGCGCGUGGACGUUCUCGGCGAUGCUGCCCCGGGGGUUCGUUCCGCCGUCGGGCUCCUCGGCGUGCCACAACGACAUGCCGGCCACCGCCGCCGACGCCAAUUUCUUCGCCUGCGGCGGCGCCGGGGCCCCGUGACGAUGAUCGACGGGCACUGUCUUGACCCUGCCUGCCUGCCUGCUUCGACCAACAAGGAUCCGAAGCAGGUCCAAGAACGGUUCGUGGAGCUGCAGGACUCUCUCUCCUCUCUGUUCGUUCAUGAAGGAUUCUUGCAGCAAUUGUAAAUUCGGUGAGGCUUAACAUGUUCUUCUCCAGAGUUCAUGAACUAUCCAGGCUCUGUAUCUGAUGAUCAACGGAUCCGAAGCCAGCAUGAGGUCCUACUCCUAGUGAGUUGCCGUUGUUUCCAUUUGUUUCCUCUCCCUGCCCCUGUUCUUAAGUACCUCCAAUCGCGAAGGGAAACAUUCGUUCAAUUGCACGCAGAGUGUUUGGACAUUGGUCUCGAUUGGUUGGCUACCAAAACGUACGCAUGCCAAUCUUUUUUACCAAAAGGUUAAUAAUUUUACAAGGUGAGCUACCUUUUGGAUUCCAACCAAAUAAAUGCUAAAAUAUUUUAGCAUGUUCACAUUUUGGCAUGGCAAAUUUGGUAACCAACCAAUCAGGCCCAUUAUUUAUUCUCUGUUUAGCUA
Molecule: messenger RNA, 1363 nt
Organism: Panicum hallii
Lineage: Eukaryota; Viridiplantae; Streptophyta; Magnoliopsida; Poales; Poaceae
Exons: 1
Coding region: 438-815 (125 amino acids)
Source: RefSeq, a predicted model, not a curated record